UGUUACAAUGUUGUGAUGGUGUGUGUGGGUGUUGCAGCCCACGGCGCCACCUGGGAGGUGAGCGCCAUUAGCGUGGGCGACGCUGGCGCUGACUGGACCAGCCUGGCGGGACUCUACGGCCGUCUUACUGUCAGGGAUUCCAACCUGCUCAUCAAGGACACGCAUAAUGGCACCACGCGGGUGGAGUGGCCCUUGACUUCGAUCCAGAGAGUGUGUGUGGCCACGGGCGGAGAGCUUGAGGACGAAGGGAAGAUCUUCAUCGUGCAGACAAGACAGUGUCACCCGUGCGGCGAGGCCUGCCUCUACUUCUUUUCCCCGGAGCUGAGUUCCCUGCUGGAGGGUCUGCACGAAGCCGUGUCUGAGCUCAUCUCUGCCUCAGCCGCCGAUGACGUCUCCCUCAUCAGCGACCUCUCUGAGCUGUCCGGUGCGCUCAGUUCCGUCGUGGUGCUGCCUCCGCGCUUACCAGACCCGCCGAAAAUGCGCAAGUCGACCUCGGUGAUGGACCUGGCGCAGAUACACGAGUUACAGCCGCUGUGCAACGUUCACACGCCGCCGCGCCUCAGUAGCAGCCAGUGUAAUCUGGCUGAGGAGGUACGCGGAGAGCCUCCCAUGCCCGGCCGCAUGCUGGGACACAACCGUCGGCGCUCCAUGAGCGAGACCAAUCUUGCCAAACUUUGCCUUGACGAGACUGAUGAGGAGCUCGAGUCUCGAGAUGACGACCUCGAAGAUGCCGACCUCCGCCAGACAGAUCUACCCAAGGACCGCACGUCUUCCUCUGGUUCCUACAAUUCUUAUCGCUCAACAGAUUCUGGAGUGCGACUCUCUGCGUCGCCUUCCACGCACUGUGACGGUGGACGCUACAUGUCAGAGAACACGCCACGUCGAUUUGUUACCAAGUCUGAUUCCUUAGACUCUGGAGUCAGAACAUGUCUUAAAGAGGACGUACGUGACAUUACAAUAGAGGGAGAUGACAGCAGGAAGGUGGAUUCUCCGUGCACUGACGGGAAACAGGAAGGUCGACGGGGAAUGAGCGCACUAGAAGAGGAGCCUGAUGUGGAUACCAAAGUAGGAGCUUGGUGUUUGCAGAGUGCCCGUGCUAGAAAAUCUUUCUUUGCCAAGAAUCUCAACGUGACCUGCGCUGCACACAAGGAUAGAAAGAACAGGCAACUUAACAGGACGAUGUCAGAGUCCUAUAAGGAAGUUACGGAUAAGCCCGAGGACUACAGAAGAAUGUCAGAGCUUCCUACAAUGCCCACGAUCCCUAAAACGUGCACAGUAUAUGAAGAGAUUGUGGACGUGUUGAAACCCCUCAACACUGCUAACCAACAAGCCAAGGAACAUGACUAUGAAGAGCUUGAUAAGUGCCGCAGAGACAUCAAGAGAAGCUACAGCUUUCAGGAAAAGUCGAAACCACCGCCAUUACCACCAAGACGACCUAAGUCAUUCUCACCCGACCCCUGGGCUGAGGAAGCUCUCUCUAAAUCAGGAACUCUAAAGAAAAUAUUUGGCCUUUCGUUUCAGAGCAAAUCUCACUCAACGGAUAGCAUGCUCGAUGUAGAGACCUCGGGAUAUGAUGAUAUAACCACCUUAGGCAGUGCAGAUAUGGCACUGGUGCAAGCAAUUGGCACUCUACCUCGAGUUAGAAAGAAAAUUGGGCCAGAGCGUCAGACCAGUCGAUCUGCUUCCCCAAAGAUGUCACCAAAGCAAAAGGCAAGAUCGCUCUUUGGAGUAUCCCCAAGUAGAUCUCCCAUGAUACCUCGACCCAAAAACCUCUUUCUAUUCAAGGGUUCAAACAAAGAUGACAUACAAAUCUCGCCUCAUUCCAAGAUACCGUUUAGACUCCAGCGGCAAUUUUCUCUUCAGACUCAAAGGACUCCAAGUACCGACGGUUCACUAGCAGAUAUCUCUACACCAGACACGCCACAGCAACAGCAACAACAGCAGCAACCACCGUGUGGCCACAGACAGUACUGGCGACCAGAGACGCCUGGCACACAGGUUCCGGAUGCCCCGAGCGUCACUGAUGACUCUUGUGGAGCAAUGGCAGGCAAAGACUCCUAUGCUUUCCUAAAGUCUCCAAAGUUAAUGACAAAGACCUUUAGUUUUUUAAAGAAGUUUCCAAAAGAAAAAUCUGGUUCUUUAGAGAGACAGCGCAAGUCUGGCAUUAACUUCUUACCUCCUCAAGAACUGGUAACAAAGUUUCCCAACAGCUACUCCAUGGAUAGCUUUGCAGUGGAGAAAGGUUCACAAAGUUGUGGAACACCUGUCCGCGACACAGACGCUGACUGGGGUGAUGCAGACGUUGUCCCUGGCUGCCGCCUUCGCUCCAUGUCCUACCUACCACCCUCUUCCCCAGCCAUUAGAAUUCCAUUCCACUCCCACCAUGACUCUACCUCCACCACCCCAGCAGGGACUCCAACGGGCCUUUCCUUCAGUCCUCUUCGGAAGCUUAGUUCUCCUCAACCAUCGACGGAGCCUUUGUCGUGGAGAGAAGAAGGAGGGUGUUGGAAGGAAUGCGAGUCUCGACUUCUACCAAGUGGUCACCCACUGCCACCCCCUCGGGAGCCUCCCCCACCCCCCGCCCCUCAUGAGCCCCACUACGCUAACCUUCCCCACCACUCUCACGAUCCUGAUUACAUGUCCAUGGAAGAGGUUCGAGGCGCCUUCAGACGUAUUUCCAAUGCCUCUGUUGCCGAGAGCAGACGGGAUAGCGGCGGAUACUUGUCAAUGGGCGAGAUUCGGUCUUUUCAGAGGGCGUGUGAGACUACAGACUGCCCGGGGUGCAACAGUCAAGUGAGCAACAUUGCUCACCACGAGUGCCAGCCAGAGAGAGACCCUCACCCGGAGGACCACGAGUACAUGACUAUGGAUGACAUACAGUCGGUGCUGCACACAGAGUUCCCGGCGAUAUACUCAUCGUCAGACGAGAAGGAGAUGUACAAAGGGUGUGGGUUCAAGAGCGCACCAUCCAGUCGCAAGACCUCUUACUCGGAGGGCUCCGACUACCUGACUCCGCAGGAAGUGGGUCGCAUGAUCCGACGGGAAGUGCUGGCCAUACGGCGAGGCAGGGAAGCGGCAAGUGAGCACCCUCACCACCACCACACCCACCAGCAGCAGCAGCAACAGCAGCAGCACAUCUACGAGGCCCAUCACCACCAGCACGAGCCCCACCAUCACCAGCACGAAGUCAUCCACCACCACCCGCAGGACACUCCACAACACAAGCAAUACCACCACCACUAACCCCAGCAGUGGCUCCCACCCACAACUAGGACAUCAGCAACAUAGUCAAGAACAUCAGUACCUGGAUCAUUCCGAACUCCGCGUCUGGACUGACGCUGGGAUCCUGGAGGAAGAAGCAAAGCGCUCUGGAAUACCAAUCCUUUGGCCUUAGGAUCACCACGCUCACACUUAUGCAUCGUGUGCUUCUUUUUAUAUACAUAUAUAUAUAGUAUACUACAUAUGUAAUUUAUCCAUUCACCAUUAUGAUUAUCUGUGUUCUUCAUACCAACACACGUGUGAAUCUAGGGACUAAAAAACAAAAAAUAUCUGUACCAAUAUAUUAGAGUAUGUAAAUGUGCAGUAGCUGCUCUUUUCUCAUAUUCUGAAGACUUUCGACAUUACUGUCUGAAUCAUACAGCGAUGGUGCCAACAUUUUCCAGUGAUGGUUGCCAACAUUUUCCAGUGAUGGUGCCACCAUUUUCCAGUGGUGGUGCCACCAUUUUCCAGUGGUGGUGCCAACAUUUUCCAGUGAUGGUGCCACCAUUUUCCAGUGGUGGUGCCACCAUUUUCCAGCUGUGGUGCCAACAUUUUCCAGCUGUGGUGCCAACAUUUUCCAGUGAUGGUUGCCAGCAUUUUCCAGUGAUGGUGCCAACAUUUUCCAGUGAUGGUGCCAACAUUUUCCAGCUGUGGUGCCAGCAUUUUCCAGCUGUGGUGCCAACCUUUUCAGUGCCAAGACUCACACUCACACAUCUGUUUCCCAUGCUCAAGUUGUCAUAACUAGAAGAAACUGCAGUUCUAGACUCUGUGGCUAGUAGUCCUUGUUAGGGACGGAACUUUGUGUGUGUGUGUGUGUGUGUGUGUGUGUGUGUGUGUGUGUGUGUGUGUGUGUGUGUGUGUGUGUGUGUGUGUGUGUACACACCGACA
This is a messenger RNA of Procambarus clarkii (red swamp crayfish), 4146 nucleotides long. The record is from RefSeq and is a predicted model, not a curated record. Lineage: Eukaryota; Metazoa; Arthropoda; Malacostraca; Decapoda; Cambaridae.